Molecule: messenger RNA, 2136 nt
Organism: Aureobasidium musti
Lineage: Eukaryota; Fungi; Ascomycota; Dothideomycetes; Dothideales; Saccotheciaceae
Source: the annotation of a GenBank genome assembly
AUGUCGGCCGCUUGUGCCCUUCGAGGCAUCUAUUCUUGCCAUAGGCUGGCUCCUACUUCUCUCGCCUUUUCUCGCAUCACCACCUGCCAGCAAAGUAUCCGUCCUACCGUCCGCGUCUUUACUACUUCACCAUGGCGCCCCAAGGACGACACUCGCGUGAAGACUGCCCAGCAAGAGACCAAGGUCUCAGCUGCAGAGCCUACCAACACUCCCACUGUACAGAAGANNGAGGCUGCCGCUCCUGCCAAACAUCCUUCGCUCCUAGCAGAGCAGACUGUUUCCAACAAGGAACAGCGCAAGGCCGAUUGGGCCAUCAUCAAGGACAUGGCUCACUACUUGUGGCCCAAAGAUGAUUUCGGCACUCGAUUCAGAGUCGGCUUGUCCGUUGCUCUCCUCGUAGGCGCAAAGGUAGCUAUAAUCCAUAUCUUUCAUGUCGCGUGCUGUCAUGUUAAUGGCAUCCAANAGGUCUUGAACGUCCAAGUUCCCUUCUAUUUCAAGUCCAUUGUAGAUUCCAUGAACAUAGACUUUGCUGCAGUCGGUGACGGUGCUACCAGGAUAGGUGCUGCUGUGUUUCAAGAAAUUCGUAACGCAGUCUUCGCAAGUGUUGCCCAGAAGGCUAUCCGCCGUGUUGCGGCCACUGUCUUCGAGCAUUUGCUAAAACUUGACCUAAAUUUCCAUCUAUCAAGACAGACUGGUGGCCUAACAAGAGCCAUUGAUCGAGGUACCAAGGGUAUAAGUUUCCUCUUGCAGUCUAUGGUCUUCCACAUCAUCCCCACGGCCUUAGAGAUCUCAUUGGUCUGUGGUAUUCUUACCUGGCAAUAUGGCUUCAAAUUCGCUCUUAUCACAGCUGCUACCAUGGUCGGUUAUUCUGCCUUCACAAUCUUGACAACAUCAUGGAGAACCAAAUUCCGCAAGGCUGCCAACGCUGCUGACAACAAGGGCGCUACGGUUGCAGUGGACUCGCUGAUCAACUACGAGACCGUCAAGCGCUACGAGGUUGGCAGAUAUGACGCCGCACUCAAGAACUACCAGGAUGCAUCCAUCAAGGUCGCCACGUCACUAGCUUUCCUCAACAGUGGACAAAACUUGAUCUUCUCCAGCGCUCUGACUGCCAUGAUGUACUACGGUGCGGAUGGCGUAGCCACUGGUCAGUUGACUGUUGGAGAUCUCGUCAUGAUCAACCAGCUUGUCUUCCAACUUUCAGUGCCUCUAAACUUCCNNCUUGGCUCUGUGUAUCGUGAACUCAGACAGAGUUUGCUAGACAUGGAGACAUUGUUCAACCUUCAGAAAGUGAACGUGGCUAUCAAGGAACCCGAGAAUGCUAAGCCUCUGAUGCUCACGGGAGGAGGUAUCAAGUUCGAGAAUGUCUCAUUUGGUUAUCGCCCCGACAGACCAAUCCUGCGCAACCUCAACCUUGAAAUUCCUGCUGGCAAGAAGAUUGCCAUUGUCGGCCCCAGUGGAUGCGGUAAAUCUACCAUUCUUCGUCUGCUCUUCCGCUCCUACGACGUCCAAGGCGGCAGAAUCUUGAUCGACGGACAAGACAUCCGUGACGUUCAGAUCGAAAGCCUUCGUAAGGCAAUCGGUGUUGUUCCGCAAGACACGCCUCUGUUCAAUGAUACCAUUGAGCACAACUUGAAAUACGGUGAUCUCGAGGCUUCGCCUGAGAAGGUUGAAGCUGCUGCUAGACGGGCGAAGGUUCACGAUAUCAUUCAAAAAUUCCCCGACAAGUACGCCACUAUGGUUGGUGAGCGCGGUAUGAUGAUCUCGGGUGGUGAGAAGCAACGUCUUGCAAUUGCCCGUCUGCUGUUGAAAGAUCCACCAUUCCUAUUCUUCGACGAAGCAACCUCGGCUCUCGACACGCAUACGGAGCAAGCACUCCUUGGAAAUAUUAACAGUAUCCUCAAGGAAAAGGCACGAACAAGUAUCUUCGUUGCUCACAGACUCCGCACUAUUUACGACUCGGAUGUUAUCAUUGUCCUGAAGGAUGGUGUUGUAGCUGAGCAAGGCACACACGAGCGUCUUGUUGAUAGCGGAGGUGUUUACUCUGAGCUGUGGAGUGCGCAGGAGAUGUUGUUUAUUGAUGAGGAACAAGAGAAGUCUGAAGAGAAGAAGAGGCAGGACAGGAAGAAGGUGUAG